AUGUUCGAUAACCAACCAAAUAUAAUCGAACUUGUGAAGGAGUUUUUGGAGUACUACCAACUUCACAAGAGUUGCAGUGCAUUUACAGAAGAAUCACGCAUAUUUCAUGGUGUGAACCUGGAGCAAUGGAGGCCUGCUUCCGAUUUUAAAAAAAAGCAAGAAGUAGUUAAUCUUUUCAGAACUAAUAAGAAGGAAGAAUUUUAUAAUGCCUUGUUUACUUUGGUGCCUGAAGCUGAGCGACAGAAGCAGGAAUUUAUGCAGCUAGAAUUUGAUCUCAACCUGUUUUUUCUGACUGCAUUUUGGCAGGAGUAUAACAACGACGAAAGACAUGCGUCAAUGCAAGAAUUCAAGCUGUAUUUGGAAACUAGAGGCUCAGUUCAUAGUCAGAACACGGAGUUUCUGGCUUAUUAUGCAUUGCCUUACGUGACUAAACCUAAUGAACACCCGAUAUAUCGUCAACUUUUUGAGGAAACAUGGCGGAACUCUGUUGUCUUACGCUUGUCAAAGUACAUUGAUUCAGUGAUUCAACCAAAUGGUGAUAAAAUUCCCCAUUUACUUAGUUUGGUCACCAAACCUAAUGUUAAGCAAGAUCGUCUGAUGCGACAGCUUACAAAUGAGUUGUCAGAUGCUGAAAAGCGAGCAACACAGUCUCAGAAACGUUUAACCAGGCUGCAGAUGGAUUAUCAAACACUUAUAUCAGUAACUGCAGAUAUUCUAGAUGCCUUAGAAAGUACUCUAAAAGGAAAAUCUCUAGAUAGCUCAGUAAUGCAAAAAAUAUACUCUCGUCUGGUACAUAGUCAAAAUAAUGUGAGUUUAAGGGUAAAUCACCAAAACAGUCAGUUUAAUAAGACAUCGAAUAAUACUUUUGGAUGUGAAACCAAAGAAAUACUGUUUGGGGAGGAAAAACCUAAAACUAAUGGUCAAAAACCGAACCCACCCGUUGGCUUAUAUUGGAAUGAAAAUACUUCAACCCCAUUGUUUGACUUGAAUUAUGAAAAAAUUAAAAAAGAUGUUAAAACAAUGAAUGAUCGCAAAAAGUGUUAUUUACUUCAAGCAUUACGUUGGAGAUUAACAAAAUCUAAAGUAUCACAACGUGAACAUUGUUUAACAUCAUUUGUUCGUAAUGAUAUACUUGAUUUAACAACAAUUGGAUCUAUUAAAGAUGUUGAUAUAAAACAUGCACCAUUACUUUAUUGUUUAAAAUCAAAACAUCAUCGUGUUCGGGAAUAUAUGGCACGUUUUAUUAAUGCACUUGCUUCUUUAUGCAGAGGACGUGCAUAUUUGUCACAGAAUAGUUUAGUCGUUGAAAUUCUAAUUGAUGAAGUACGUAAAGAACAAGAUGAAUGUAUCACAAGAGAAAAUUUUGUUGGUGCCCUACAGAAAAUGAGUUUGAGACGACCAAUGCAAACUGUAAUGAUUAAACAAGGAGUUAUUUUAUGGGUAAUAAAUUUAUUAGAAAAUAUGCAUAAUCUAUCGGAUUAUACAUUAGAAUAUGCAGUUGCUCUUUGUAUGAAUUUAUGUUUAAGAAGUUCUGGUAAACGAUGCUGCAUACCAAUCACAGGACGUUUACUUAAUGUUCUAAUGGAUCUUUUAAGUAUUGACAAUAUUGAUAUAGUGCCAUAUAUCAACGGUGCAUUAUAUUCUAUAUUAGCAUUAUCAGAGAUAAGAAAAACAGCUGAGAAAAUGAAUCUCAGGCAUCUUUUAAAAAAAUUUAUUAAACCAAAUCAACCAGAAAUGAAUCGUCAAUUUGAAUUUAUUUUACAAAGAUUAAAUUCAUCUGAACAACCAUCUUUAAUAGACUCAGAUGAUGAUAUUGACGAUGAUGAUGAUGAGGAGGAUGCAUCAAUAUUAGAAGGUGACCUUGAUCGACAAGAUUUACCUCCUCCAGAUCAAAAUGAUUUAUUAAUGUUAACUGGUUCACAGACUAUUCAUUAUGAUCCACAUAUAUGGAUUGGUGAAGGUUUAUUAAAACAUGAUUAUGCUAUAGAAACAGUAAUGAAAAAUGAUACUAACAAUUGUAUUGAUUGGUGUAAAUCAUUAUGGAAUAGAGAUAAUGAUGUAAGAUUAUCUAAUAAUAGUUUUCGAAAUGAUUUACCUCUUCAACGGCCUACAACACCUAGUCAACGUUCUGCCCGUAAUUCAAUAUCUGAAAAUCAUUCAUCAACAGGCAAUAGAAAUCCAUUUUUAAUUAAUCAUGAAUACGAAGAGACUUCCAAUCAAAUUGAUUUACGUGAUAGUUUAGCAACAAUUACACAAAGUUUUGUUGAUGAAAUAACACCAAGAUGUACAACACCCAAUAACAAAUUAACAUCAUUUAACAAGGAUACAAUCAAAGAACUUUCAAUAAAUAAAUCAAAUGAAACUAAUAUUAAAAAAAUUCUUAUUAAUCGACAAGAAGGUCAAGGUAUAUUUCAAAGUCGACCAAAACUUUUACGUACACCAGAUUCUUCACCACCAGGAGAUAAAAAGUUCAUCAAACACAAUCAUAAUAAUAAUAAUAAUAAUCAUAAUAAUAAUAAUAAUACUACAUAUAUGAAUGAUGUUGAUGUUGAUGUUCAUGAUGAUGAUGAUGAUGAUGAUGAUGACGAUGUUAACAGUUCAAUUAAUCUAAGAAAAACAAGACAAUCACCAGAUUCUACUGUAUCAAGUAGUACACAUAAUAAUCAAUACAAUAAAUCAAUAAUUGAUAAUAAUAAUAAUCUAUUAUUCAAUACUACUGAAAUUGAUUUACAAUAUUCUGAUAAUAAAAAUAUUAAAAAAAUUAAAUAA
Molecule: messenger RNA, 2769 nt
Organism: Schistosoma spindalis
Lineage: Eukaryota; Metazoa; Platyhelminthes; Trematoda; Strigeidida; Schistosomatidae
Source: the annotation of a GenBank genome assembly